GCCAAGAGCGAACUCAAGCUCCGGUCCGGGCGUGCAUUUCCUCCACAAAUACGCUCUGUCUACAAAAACUCAUCAAAUCCGAAGUUCGAAACUCACAGAGUUUGAACGUGUGCGUUUUUCGUCCUCAAUUUGAGCCUUUUGUUUUUGUAUCAGUUUUGGUGGUCGUCCUUUUUCGGAGCCGUAUAAAUAUAGCCAAAGCUUAAAUUCAUCCCUUUUCUUCCCCACGAGAUAUAUGCAAUUUUAUAUCUGGGUUUGUCAGUAAAACCGAGCAAAUGCACUGUAACUACUUCAAGUUGGGGGUUCUUGCUUCAUAAGCCUGAGCAGCGAGCACUAUGUUGGAGUCAAUUCCUCGUUGCCAAAGAUCUAAGGGAUAUGACAUAUUCAAACAAAAGAGCCCAAUUGGGGCUUGCUCCCAUGCUACUUCACGACUUGGUGGAAAAUAUAUUCAAAUGCCUUAUUCCCGAAACCAGCAAGUGUGUCUAUCAUCAUAUGCCAUCAAUUAUAGGAUGAGUCAGAGUUCUUUUGUUUCAGGAUAUUUUUUUGGCGGGGCACAUUCAUUAUUUCCCUCGGUAUCUAAUUGGGGAGGAUUCUGUUUUAACCAUAGAUUGGCCCCUCGGGAAAGAUCCCGGGUAUAUGCAGCAAUUGAUGUUGCCAAUGCUCUUGAGGUCAUUAAUGAUUUAGGUUCGGAUACCUUGACAUUCUUAGCUGUGACUGUCUUGGUUGUUCCGGCCUUCAAGAUCAUUAGAGCUAGCCCAAUACUUGGUUUCUUCUUUGGGGGGAUUGUCCUCAAUCAGUUUGGCUUGUUUAGGAAUCUUACUGACGUGAAAGUUCUGUCUGAAUGGGGUAUUCUUUUUUUGCUGUUUGAGAUGGGCUUGGAGCUUUCAUUUGCUCGCCUGAAAGCUCUUGCAAAAUAUGCCUUUGGCAUGGGAUUGACUCAGGUUGUGUUAUGUACUCUUGCUUUCACAGCAUUUGAACUUCCUCCUAAUGGGGCCAUUGGAACAAGAAUUUUGGAAUUUCUUUUUCACUCAAGGCCUGAUUUGGUCAACAUCAGAAGCAUUGAUGAGGCUGUAGUGAUUGGUGCUGCUCUCUCUCUGUCUUCCUCAGCUUUUGUUCUGCAGCUUCUUGCAGAGAAAGGUGAGCUCCCAACCAGAUUUGGCUCAGCAACCCUUGGCAUACUUCUGUUACAGGACAUAGCGGUUGUCCCGCUCUUAGUCAUACUUCCAGUGCUAGAGAGCCAGAAUCUGGUAGAGGAAAGUAUUUGGCCAAUGCUUGCUAAAGAAAGUUUAAAGGCUUUAGGUGGGUUGGGUCUGCUUUCUCUUGCAGGAAAGUUCCUUCUCAGACGAGUUUUUGAGGUUGUUGCAGAAGCGAGAAGCUCAGAGGCUUUUGUUGCACUCUGCCUACUUACUGUUGCUGGGACUUCUCUUCUCACCCAGGAGUUGGGCUUCAGUGAUACGCUUGGAGCUUUCUUAGGUGGGGCACUAUUAGCAGAAACAAAUUUCCGGACACAAAUUGAAGCUGAUAUAAGGCCAUUUAGGGGUUUGCUUCUAGGGUUGUUUUUUGUCACUACAGGGACAUCCAUUGAUACGCAGCUCCUUUUCCGAGAGUGGCCAAAUGUGCUUUCACUCUUGGCAGGUUUGAUCGCCAUCAAGACACUGAUCAUAACUGCAAUAGGUCCCCGUGUUGGAUUGACUAUCCAGGAAAGUGUGAGAAUAGGAUUGCUUCUAUCUCAAGGAGGCGAGUUUGGAUUUGUAGUUUUUUCUCUUGCAAACAGGCUUGGUGUGUUACCUCUUGAGCUUAACAAGCUGCUCAUAAUUGUUGUUGUCUUGUCAAUGGCAUUAACCCCAUUUCUCAAUGAAGCUGGAAGAAGGGCUGCUGAAUUUAUUGAGGACAACUCUGAUGCAGAUGAUAAAGCUGCUGAGAUGGGAGGCUUUGAUGUCAGUGAGCCUGUGGUCAUCCUUGGGUUUGGACAAAUGGGUCAGGUCCUUGCCAAUUUCUUGUCCACCCCAUUGGCUUCUGGAUUAGAUGGUGAUGCUUUGGGAAUGCAUUAUGUUGCCUUUGAUCUUGAUCCUUCUGUAGUGAAGGCAUCCAGAAAACUUGGUUUUCCAACUCUUUACGGGGACGGGUCGCGCCCAGCAGUUUUGCAGUCUGCUGGUAUCUCUUCUCCAAAAGCUGUCAUGGUUAUGUACACAGGGAGGGACAGGACAAUUGAGGCUGUUCAAAGACUUCGACUUGCUUUCCCUGCAAUCCCAAUUUAUGCAAGAGCUCAGGACCUCAAGCAUCUUUUAGAUCUAAAGAAAGCAGGUGUGACAGAUGCUAUAUUGGAAAAUGCAGAGACAAGUUUACAGCUGGGCUCUAAACUUUUGAAAGGACUUGGUAUCAUGUCUGACGAUGUAAACUUUCUGAGUCAGCUUGUUCGUGACUCCAUGGAGCUACAAGCUCAAGAUGGACUCAGAAAAACUGAUGAUCGAGAAUUGGAAAUCAUGAAGCCAUUACAGGUGAGAGUUGCUGACCUAGUUGGUGACCAAGCACCCAUUUCUUCAACUUCAUCCAAAGACAUAUUAUCAAGGGCGAACCUGAGGGAUGCAUCUCGUCUUUUGGGGCUUCAAGGAGGAGUAGAUCAAGCGACAUACAAUACUGAGCUCAAGGAGUCUGAAAAUUCAGGCAAUGGCGUUUUGUAUUGUGAACUGGGUAACAGUUUACCAGUCAAGUCUGAAGAUGCUGAGGGAGACAAAAAUAUGGUGGAUCCGUCACUGCCUUGCAUAGCAGCUACAGAUGAAUCUUAAAAACUUGCAAACUAGAAAUGCCCUUGACUCCUCUCGCUCUCUCUCUGGGGUAAACAAUUCUUGUUUUUUGGCAAGCCUAACAGUACAGACGACUCACAGAAAGUAACAAGCUAAACAUUUUAAAGGGUGACAAGGAUUGAUCCGGCAAAGAAAAAAGAGAGGCCAGUCAUUUUUGAAUGAACCACACCAUGUAUAUUGUGUAAUUUGAUGAAAAUACUCGAUUAAUAAAAAUGUUACCUUUUCGCUUC
This is a messenger RNA of Carya illinoinensis, 3031 nucleotides long. RefSeq names its product K(+) efflux antiporter 3, chloroplastic. Gene Ontology annotation, molecular function: antiporter activity. Gene Ontology annotation, cellular component: membrane; chloroplast. The transcript has 19 exons. NCBI's taxonomy places the organism in Eukaryota, Viridiplantae, Streptophyta, Magnoliopsida, Fagales, Juglandaceae. Bases 333 to 2783 code for a protein of 816 amino acids. The record is from RefSeq and is a predicted model, not a curated record. Gene Ontology annotation, biological process: potassium ion transport; proton transmembrane transport.